This is a messenger RNA of Prosopis cineraria, 3021 nucleotides long. RefSeq names its product SNF2 domain-containing protein CLASSY 4-like. Gene Ontology annotation, molecular function: ATP binding; ATP-dependent chromatin remodeler activity. The transcript has 4 exons. Gene Ontology annotation, biological process: gene silencing by siRNA-directed DNA methylation. Bases 265 to 2280 code for a protein of 671 amino acids. The record is from RefSeq and is a predicted model, not a curated record. Lineage: Eukaryota; Viridiplantae; Streptophyta; Magnoliopsida; Fabales; Fabaceae.
UCAUGCACGCUUCGCGUCUUCUUUUACUACUUCAGCUCUCCUUUGUCCAUGAUCUUUAUCACAUCUGGUCGUUUUUUCUAGGGCUCUCAUAGUUGCUCCUCUUACUGUAUUUAGCUCUUUCCUGGAGGUGAGGGUCAAUCCAUUCUGGCAGUGGCCGUUUAGUCCCUGUUUCACUAGUUGAUUGACGAGUGCGCUGGCAUUUGGAGCUGUAUAUGUAAUUGAAAGAUGAUACAGGGAUAACGGUGAGACCUUUGCGUUACAGCUAUGUAUAGCGGCAUGGCUGUAUCAGGAAGAACUCGGUCUAGACAAGCAAGCACUGGAAAGCCAUACUUUGAGAAGGAUAAUAAGCGUAGGAAACGGCAAGCGGUUGAGAAAAUUCCAUCUCAAGAAGAACGGUGCUCAAGCUAUACUGUAUCUAAUGAUGGCGAUGAGGAGGAGGACGUGACAUCUUCUAGCAGCAUGUGUAUUGCCAGGAGAACUCGGUCUCAUUUUGCUCCUUCAAAAUUUAGAAACGCCAAAUCAGGGACAAUCAGCAAUCCCCUUAGCCUGGACGACGACGAAGAGGAGAAUGAGACAAGAAAUCGCAGCUUUUUGUGUCAGGAGUCUCUCCGUGGUGAGGGGUUGGUGUCUCUUGAGAACUUAACUUCCUCAAGUGAUGACGAACGAAAUCCGAAAGCUAUGACGAAGCGACUCAAGGUGUCAAAGUCACGGGAGAAAUUAGGACCUGAGGAAGAAUUUGAUGAACUAUUUGCUGAGAUGGAAAAGGAUCUCCAUGAUAGUGAAGACGAGGAAGGAAUUGCAGAAUUUACCGUGACAUCAUCGAAGUGUUCUUUAGGGACUAAGGCGUCACAGCCACAAGAGAAAUUAGAGUCUGAGGAAGAUUUUGAUGAACUAUGGGCUGAGAUGGACAAAGUUCUUCGUAGUUGUGAAGACGAGGACGGAAUUCCAGAAGUAACCAUGACGUGUCUAUCAUCGAAGUGUACUUUUGGGACUAAGGCGUCACAGCCACUUGAGAAAUUUGAGCUCGAGGAAGAAUUUGAUGAACUAUGCGCUGAAAUGAACAUCCGUGAUAGUGAAGCUGAGCACGGAAUUCCAGAUUCUACCAUGAAAUGUCUAUCAUCAAAGAAUCCUUUUGGGACUAAGGCGUCAGGGCCUCCUGUGAAAUUAAAGGUCCAGGAAGAAUUUCAUGAACUCUGGGCUGAGAUGGACGAGGGUCUGCAUCCUUAUGGAGAAGAUAUUUCUGUUCAGGUUGAAAACGAAUAUUAUGAGGUCCCAUGUCUGGAAGGGGAAGUUAGUGCAACUACUCGUUGUCAACGGGGGAAUCAUUAUCUCAGGAUGGAUGAUGAAAUUGGGGAAGUGUGUAGAUAUUGCCUACAUGUAGUUCGGGACAUCAAGGAUUGUGACCCUCCGUUUUGCACAAACCGAUGGGGAAAAUCAGGUGGGAGAUACUCUAACCCUUUGGAGAAAGAUGAUGACGCUUCCUCUAGUGACCUUGAGCAAGAAAAUCUUGGCUGUGACGACAAAUAUUCCGGGUUUGAAACUUAUACUUCCACGGGAACUGUGUGGGAUAUAAUUCCAAGAGUGAAGAAGAGGAUCAUGUAUGAUCAUCAACAGGAAGCUUUUGAAUUUCUUUGGACGAACCUAGCUGGUGGAAUUGUUCUUCACAAGUUGGAAGAGCAGUUAGAUUUUGCUGGUGGGAGUGGUUGCAUCAUAUCACAUGCUCCUGGCACAGGGAAAACUUUUCUUACCAUUGCCUUUCUGCAAGCUUUCAUGACGAAAUAUCCAAAUUGCAGACCCAUGAUCAUAUCUCCAACCAACAUUCUUCAUACAUGGGAGAAGGAGUUGCAGAAGUGGAAAGGAGGUGUUCCCGUUCCUUUUCACAAUUUGAACAAGCCUGAUCUCUCUGGAGAGGAGAGUGAAUCUGCCAUGAGCCGUCUUUGGAAGCACGGUGGUCGUCGUGCACACACUAAAAGUGCAAUCCGAUUGGCCAAGUUGUGUUCCUGGAGAGAGGCUACAAGCAUCUUAGGAAUUAGCUACACGUUGUUCGUUUGGCUUGCUAGAAAGGGCUCUGAUAACAUGAAGAAAGCCCUUUUUGAACUUCCAGGUUUAUUAGUUCUUGAUGAAGGUCACACCCCUCGCAAUUCCAGGAGCCUUGUCUGGGAGGCGUUGUCAAAAGUCAAGACAAAGAGGCGCAUCAUACUCUCCGGUACCCCUUUCAGAAUAAUUUCAAGGAGCUUUAUAACACACUCCGCUUGGCGAUGCCAAAGUUUGCAGGAUUGAAUCCUCCAGGAGAUGUCAAGGUAGUAGAUGAGAAGCGGGGUUUCAGAGCGAAUGAAACCAAAGGGAAUUUGGAAUUUCUUCUCAAAUCAUAUGACAAAGUGGAGAGUGACGGUGAAAAGGCUGAGAUAAUUGCUAAAAUCAGAAAUGUGAUUAAGCAAUUCGUGCACGUGCACAAGGGCACCGUACUGCAAGAGAGUCUUCCUGGGUUGAGGGAAUCGAUAGUUAGUUUAAUCCCAUCUCAGGAGCAGAGGGUAAUUUUUGAACACCUUCAGAAGUUAAGGAGGACCCGAGGUCAGGUUAAUGAUGGACCAUCUAACUGGUUUAAAUUUGAACAUUGGAUGUCUGUGCUUCCGUGCAUCCUUCACUUUUAGCUGCUACUGAACUCACUGACUUACAACAAAAGCUCUAUUAGAAAGACUAGAAUCGCCCCAGAGAUUGGAGUCAAAACCAAGUUUGUAAUGGACUUCAUCCGGCAAAGCGUGCUUAUAAAGGAAAAAUUUUGAUUUUUAGUCGUAUAUUGAUCCGUUGGCCUUUCUAGCAAACCAGAUUAAAUCUCGCUUUAAUUGGAAUGAAGGAGAGCAGAUGAUAGUAAUUCAUGGAAAAACCCAUGAAGGGACGCGUCAAGCUUCAAUAGAUGCAUUCAAUGAUCCAUAGCAAAGCGAUUGUAAUGCUAGCAUCAACGAAGACUUGUUAUGAAGGGAUCAAUCUGGUUGCGCUUCAAGGGUUUUUGCUGGACACGUU